AUGAAGCUUGUUUGGUCGCCCGAAACCGCCUCUGACGCCUACAUCGACACCGUUAGAUCAUCGGGAGAAACGGCGUUGUUUUGGCACGACAACUGGACCGGGUUGGGUCCCUUGAUCGAGAUAACCGGAGCAAACGGUCCGCAAGUUUCAGGUAUAGCUUUGUCAAGUGUGGUGUCUCAGGCUAUUUUCGAAGGGGAGUGGACCGUGACGAGAGGCCGUCACAGAGUCAUUCAGUUGCUGCGUGCGUGCCUGCCUGCUCAACCUCCUACACUUAUACAUGGUUCAGACGAUUACUUUUUAUGGAGAACUUCUGCUGAUACUGUACCUAGCCAAUUCUCAGCUUCUAGAACGUGGAAGGCGUUGCAUCCUUCACCAGCAACGGUGCCGUGGUAUAGCUCAAUUUGGUUCAAAUCUGGAAUUCCAAAGCACGCUUUCCAUGCUUGGGUCUCGGUCCGAGAAAAAAAAGAAAAAAAAAAAAAGAACUACAAAGAAUCAGGAGUGGCGGAGUUCUUAUCAGCUACGGCGGCUGGAUGGAACGCGAGGCUAAUCGUUGAGACAUGGUCACGCGGGGAUCCAAUCGCGACAAGCGUGGGACUAGCGGUUGCUGCAGCUCACACGUCAGGGAGACACGUGUGCAUAGUACCAGACGAACAGUCGAAACAUGAGUACGUAUUAGCCAUGAGAGGAGCGGUUGCUACGGAAGCUACGGAGGUCGUGGUGGUCAGAGAAUCUACAGAGAACACUAUGGAGGAGUUUCCCGGCGUGGACUUCUUGGUGGUGGACUCAAAGCGACGAGAGUUCUUAAGAACGCUGAGGUCUGCGAAAUUAAGCAACAAGGGCGCCGUUUUAGUGUGUAAAAACGCCGCGCAGAGAGCGGCAUCUGGGUUCAAAUGGCAAGAUGUGUUGAAUGGAGGAACACGUGUAGCGAGAUCCGUGUUUUUGCCUGUUGGGAAUGGGUUAGAUAUCGCACACGUGGGAGCUAUCGGUGGUCACCAACGUGGUGAAUCAAGAAAGCAUCCUAGCCGUUGGAUAAGACACGUGGAUCAUCUAUCGGGAGAGGAGCAUUUGUUCAGACGAUAGAAUUGAAAUUUACUCUUUUUU
This is a messenger RNA of Brassica oleracea var. oleracea, 1101 nucleotides long. RefSeq lists its product as uncharacterized. The coding region runs from base 1 to 1080 and encodes 359 amino acids. The transcript has 3 exons. Lineage: Eukaryota; Viridiplantae; Streptophyta; Magnoliopsida; Brassicales; Brassicaceae. The record is from RefSeq and is a predicted model, not a curated record.